AUAACAUCAAAGGUUGCUGCAUUCUUUUAUUAUGAAAGCUUAAAAGCAGGUCUGCUGCUAUUCCAGGGGUCAGUACAGGACCCACACGGAUAGGUGUCUUCUGCCAGGCGAGACGCAGGUCCUACAUCAGCAUGACAACCAACAUAGUAAUACAGCAGCCCGGCCCCACGAUGAUCAUGGCACAAUCGAGCCAGUGGAGCACAGGCAUCUGCGAUUGCUUUGAUGACAUGGCAGACUGCUGCUGUGGUUUCUGGUUUCUGCCAUGCUAUGCCUGUAAGGUAUCUAAGGAUCACGGCGAGUGUACCUGUCUCCCCCUUCUGGAAUUUGCUGCUUUUGGUUAUGGUGCAUGUAUUCCAGCCAUCUCCCUUGCUGUCAGGGUCUCUGUACGUCGGACCUAUGGCAUCCAGGGCACCAUCUGCAAUGACUGUCUGCAUGCCUCAUUCUGCUACCCCUGCUCCUGGUGCCAGGUAUCUCGAGAGAUAAAGGCCCGACAAUCUGCAAUCGUCUACAACAGAACUAUUACAUAAGUCAUCUCUUCAUUGUCUCGUGACCAUGACUCUCCUAACCAAUCAUUAAUAACCUUAUUUGUAUAUUGCAAAAUGUGGAUCUAGAAUGGGAAGGAGAACAUGUUAGGUGUUCUGAGCCAAGUCUCGAUAAACCAUACUGUUUAUGUUUAACUCAGUCCUCCAAGUGCUAAUAAAUGUAUUAAAGCGGCGUGGUUUCCAUUCUGUAAAAUUGGGCUAAGGAGUAGUUUUCAGUUGGUUUUAAAAAUACAGUUGUCACUAUAAGAAACCCUACAUUAAAUUACAAAGAAUCAAACCGUAAAACAUUUCUUUGUGUACCUAUUACAACAACUGUCAUUAUAUGGUAUUGCCUGGAUUAGGUUAAUUUAAUGAACAUUUCAAUGCCUUAGACUUAGUUAUGUUUUAAACCAUGUGAGUGGAACUCAAGAGCAAUAAUAAUGGCUAAGUAAUAGGAGUAAGUAACUCAAACUGGUUUCUAACAAGUUCCGUCACCUCUGCAUAGUCUCCCUUAGAUUUUGUAAUGGAGAUAAUAAGUGCAAAGCGGUGAAGUGACUGAGACCGAGACAGACAAAGCUACAAAGUGCAUCGUUAUCAUGACGUUCAUCUUGGAGGCGUGAAUGACUCUCUCUGUAGGGCAUAGUUUAGGUGGCAGCAGAAUACAGUGCAUUAAAAAGAGUAUGUGUGACAACAUUAGUGACAUUUAAUGUGCUUGAUAAUUCACUCUGCACUCUUCUUCUUUGAAAGCAGAUGUAAAUUUUUGACCAAGUAAAACAUAUAAAAGGGUGAUUGCUCAGAUUUCUCUAUUUGUGAUGGCAAACAGAAUCAUGUGACCCGGAUCGGGCUUUGAGUUUAACAAAUAUGUGGAAAGGAAAGAAAACACAACAAACUGAAGGUCAAUGAGUACUUUGCGUUCCAAUCUGGAACAGAGAGACAAAAUAGAAGUCCAUUUUACAUUAUGGAAUAUUGUAUUUUAUAAUAUUCAUUUAUCAGACUUUGCGAUUAACUAUAAUUCACUUUAAUUGGGACUUAAGCUGGAUUUUCUUGGGCUCCGAUUACAGAUGCAUGUGAAGGAUCCGUGUUAACAUCUUAGCAACAUUUUCUAAAAUUAUCCUUAUCUUUUCUAAAAAGAUCCUUAUCCUAUUUUUAUUCUACAACAAUUGUUAUGUCUUGAUUUUGACUAAAUGGGGGCUGUUAGUCUGAGAAAGACAAUGGAGAAUUGUAUUUGAAUAAGAAGGUGACUGUAAGCAUGCACUUUGUACAUGUAAAAUCUCUCCAGGUGGACAUUUUGUGUUGACAGGUUUUGUCAUUUCUGCGUGCUUAAAGCAUUGUACAAGUUAAUGUAACCAAAUGAGAGUUUGGUAUCAUACAAUGGACAUGAUCUGUCAAGUAGAAGGGUAGACUGGAGUUGAUUUGUUAGGACUGUGUCUCCCCCUAUCAGAAUUUCUCAAUUCCUUUCUAACUUUGUCUUUUCAUUCCUUUAAUAAACAAUCCUUAUAAUAUUA
This is a messenger RNA of Brienomyrus brachyistius, 2026 nucleotides long. RefSeq names its product cornifelin homolog B-like. NCBI's taxonomy places the organism in Eukaryota, Metazoa, Chordata, Actinopteri, Osteoglossiformes, Mormyridae. The record is from RefSeq and is a predicted model, not a curated record. The transcript has 4 exons. The coding region runs from base 132 to 527 and encodes 131 amino acids.